Molecule: messenger RNA, 1605 nt
Organism: Microdochium trichocladiopsis
Lineage: Eukaryota; Fungi; Ascomycota; Sordariomycetes; Xylariales; Microdochiaceae
Product: PrpF protein-domain-containing protein
Exons: 2
Coding region: 218-1525 (435 amino acids)
Source: RefSeq, a predicted model, not a curated record
UCAUACGUCCGAGCCGAGAAUUCCCAGGGCGGUCGCCAGGCCAUUUAUGCACCAUGCCCCCUCCUGUCGCGUGAGGAUUCUUUUUGGUAGGUGGGAAAGCAUAGGCAGUGUAACCUGAACGACAUCCACAUCCAAGUCGGCCCGUUACCACUUACACACAUAACGACAACCCGUACCAAAACCCAACAACCCAACGACACAAAUUCCAGAUUUCAAUAUGGCUGUAGGAGUAUCCCACAACGCGAGGAGGGUCCGGAAGGCCUUCCCGGCAGUUCUCAUGCGAGCCGGUACCUCCAGAGGCCUCUUCAUUCAGCGGCAAUACCUCCCCGAGUUCACAGCAGACUGGGCGCCUCAACUGCUCGCCGCGAUGGGUUCUGCCGACUGUGACAAGCGGCAGAUUGACGGCGUUGGUGGCGCCACCUCGACAACAUCCAAGGUUGCAGUGGUAGGGGUUAGCCAGCUGCCCGGCAUCGAUGUCGAGUACACCUUUGUCCAGGUUGCUGUAGGCUCCGCAGCGAUCGAUCUGAGUGGCAGCUGUGGAAACAUGGCUUCUGGCGUCGGUCCGUUUGCUGUCCAGGAGGGCAUGGUCAAGGCGGAGCCGGGCGCAACGACGGUGGACGUUCGUAUUCUUAACACAAACACCGAGCGCGUCAUCGUCGAGACGGUCCAGCUCAACGAGUUUGGCGACGUGGAGGAAGACGGCGACUUCAAGAUUGCAGGCGCGCAGGGUUCCGGAAGCGAGAUCAAGGUCAGCUUCGUCGAGCCGGCGGGCAGCAUGACGGACAAGCUCUUCCCCACAGGCCAGCGCCGUGAGAUCAUUACCGCCGACGACCCCGAUAGCACUGACGGCGCAACAUUCUCGGUCGAGGCGACGCUUAUCGACGUGGCCAACCCAUUUAUCCUGGUCGACAUCCGGACCAUGCCUGAUGGCGUGCGGGAGCUCAACGCCGGCUCCGAGAAAUUCAUGAGAUAUGCCGAGGCCAUCCGCAAAGUUGGCGCUGUACGCAUGGGCCUCGCCAAGUCCGUCGAGGCUGCGGCCCUGGUGCGGGGCACGCCCAAGGUCGCCAUGGCUCUUGCUCCUGUGGUGGAUGAGCAGAACGGUCAGGCCUCUGACGCCAACAUCCAGGCGUUCAGCAUGGGCAAGCCGCAUCCGACGCUCCAGAUUACUGGUGCCGUGUGUAUUGCGGCGUCAGUCAGCAUUCCCGGUACGGUGACUGCCCGUCUCCGUUCUGGGACCAAGUCCUCGGCGGCCCAGCUCCCCGAGACACCACUGAGCAUGAGCAGUGCUUCGUCAGACGGCGAGGCGGAGGAUGCCGGCCCCAGAAGUGAUGCGGCCCCACGCAAGGUGACCGUUGCGCGGCAGGUUAUUGUGCAGCACCCGACGGGCACGAUUGAGAUUGAGGCACAAUUGACGUUUGGUGGCGGCAAGGGCGUGGACGAGGAGGUCGUUGUGGACAAGUGCACUGUCUCGCGGACGGCGCGGAGGAUUUUUGAGGGCAAGGUGCUGUAUUAUGCCGAGGCGUAAAAGUUGCGAGGGGCAUAUUUGGGAUUUAUUACGGCAUUUGGCAUAUUCAUGAGCGUUAUGAUAUCAAUUGAUUUUGUCGG